AUGGAGCCUGACAGCACCCGGCUCCAGGUGCUGGGAGAGAACGAGGCACUGCAGCAGUUUUUCAGUGGUCAGGAUGUGAGUGAUGUGUUGGACAGUACUGUCACCGUGGAUACAAGCAUCCUUGAGCAAUAUCUUAGCAAUGACAUCGACCCCAUCAGCUGCAUGCUCCCUGAGUCUCCACCUGAUUCCUGCUCAGAGGCCUGUUCACCUGUACAGAUACCAGACUUCCACUGUAAGCACCCCUAUUGGUCCAACCAGCAGAGCACCCAGGAGGUGUUCCAGCCUGCCUCCUCUUCCUGUCGCUUUAAGAAUCAAGGCUCUGUCCCCACCCACCCUGACCUGCUGACCCACGAUCAGCUCACCAGUUUGGGCCUCACUAACACUUAUAUCAAAUCUGCGGCACCUCCUGCCACACUUGCUGCACCUGUCCCCCUGUACCAGCACACACACCGUUCACCUGAACACACACACUACCUGAGACCAGAGAGGUGCUCACAGGUUCACACCCCACCCACGCCUCUGUCUCCACAUUCAGACAGCUGCAUUGCACCAUGCCCUGGUCCAGACAUAGCCCCAAAUGUAACUACACCCCUUUCAACCUGUCUGCUGGGCUCUGCCUCCACAGUGCACACCUGCUCCCCAGAAAGUAAAAAGAGGCGGAGAUCUGCGUCUGAGGAACCGUCAACAGCAGUCGAUGGUGACAGGACUCGUGGUGGGGGAAUAGGGAACAGUGUAGGUGGUGUUGAACUAAAUCUGGGAUCCUACCAGCUGCUGACCUGGGAGCAUUACAGGCCAGAACAGUGGAGCACUUGGUAUGACAGCAGCUGCCAGAUGCUGGCUCCACCUGCCUACUGUGUGGGCGCAGAUAAAGGCUUCAGCUACUCUGCAGCUGACGAAGCCUUUGUUUGCCAGAAGAAGAACCACUUCCAGGUCACUGUUCACAUUGGCGUGGCCUCAGAGCCACAGUGCAUCAGAACAGCCAGUGGGCCGCAGCAGGUCGAUUACUUCCUGAUAAAAGUGUUUGGCAUCAAGCUGGAAGCUCCAAGCCACCAGGUGACCAUCGAACAGUCUCAACCUGACCGCAGCAAGAAGCCCUUCCACCCUGUCAGGGUCAGUCUACCUGGUGGCAAGGUCACCAAAGUCACUCUUGGCCGGCUGCACUUCAGUGAGACGACAGCCAAUAACAUGAGGAAGAAAGGCAAGCCCAACCCUGACCAGAGGUAUUUUCAGAUGGUGGUUGGUCUAUAUGCUGCAGUGAAGGAGGAGACGCUCCUCCUCACAGCUCUGGUGUCGGAGAGAGUCAUUGUCAGGGCUUCCAACCCGGGUCAGUUUGAGAUGGAUGGAGACACCCUGUGGCAGCGUGGGGCGGUACAUGACACAGUGGUCUGUUCAGGCCGGGUGGGCAUCAACACCGACUGCCCUGAUGAGGCGCUGGUCGUCUGCGGUAAUGCCAAGGUGAUGGGCACCGUCAUGCACCCAUCCGACUGUCGUGCUAAGCAAAACAUACAAGAGGUCGACUCUGAGCAGCAGCUGAAGAGAAUCACUCAGAUGAGAAUCAUUGAGUUCGAUUACAAGCCUGAAUUUGCUUCCGUCAUGGGAAUAGACCAAACGCACCAGACAGGUGUAAUAGCUCAGGAGGUGAAGGAGCUGCUGCCAUCUGCUGUCAAAGAGGUCGGAGAUGUCACCUGCUGUGAUGGCGAGAGGAUUAAUAAUUUCCUCAUGGUGGACAAGGAUCAGAUCUUCAUGGAGAACGUUGGGGCAGUGCAGCAGCUGUCGAAGCUCACCGACAACCUGCAGACUCGAAUCCAAGAGUUGGAGGUCUGGAACCGAAGACUGGCCAAGCUGAAGAGCCUGACGGGCAGCUUGCGCUCCACCAGCAGUAAACCCAGGAAACACAGCAGUGUGUCAACCACAUCGGGUCCUGACACAUGUAAGGCUGAGAAGGAUCAGAAGGAGGGCUGGAGUCAGAAAUACAGCCACUGUCUGCAGAAUAAAGUCUUCCUGGCCAGCAUCUUCACCUUGCUGGCCACAAUGGGUUUCUGCAUCAUCUCUAUCACCGCCUUGUACCUAGUAAAUUUGGAGGGAGAUUUCAACUUCUCUCCCAGCAACAGCAACAACAGCUCAGUUCCUGUGCAGACCACAGCCUGCACCACUACAGAUACCCUGAUACCCCCAGUCCCACCAACUCGACCUGGCCACUGGCCACCAGAUGUGGACUUCUGUGAGCUGCUGUACUGCGAUCAGGUGUACUGUUGCCCUUCAACAACAGGUGGCAGCACUGAGUUCAACAUCACAGAGUCAUCUGGACCAGAAACGAUUGAAAGAAAAUAUGAAAAACUUUAUCACCUUCUGAAAAGCGCCAGAGACUGGACCAACACCACCAUCCAUUCUUUCAUGAUCAAAGAGAACCAGCAGGUGAUUGACAGCAAAUACUGCGUACGAGACGAAUGUGGGCCAGAUAGAUACAUCUACAGAGUUCCCAUCAGCCAGUUUGUCCCACUCAACAUGAAAGUCACCCUGCUCAUGAAUUCUACAGAGCUGCUGGUGGUCCAUUUGUGCAGCUCUGAUGAGUCCGUGGCCUGUUCCGCUCUGCUGGAUAUAGACAAUAUAACUGGGAGCAGAUACCCGUCAAAUACACAGGGAGAACAUGAAUGGCCUCUCCAUGUGGCUCGUCUUUAUCACAGCUCCUAUCACUUCCGCUCCACAGUGGCUGGCCAAGCAAACUGCAGUACUGACCAUCACUACGCGGGGGUGCUCUUCACCGACUACUACUUCCACUUCUACAGACGCUGCACAGACUCAUAGACACACAAAGAUGACGAUCAGAGCAGUGGACUUCUGUUUUGUUUUUAAACUGCAAAUGUAUUUUUACUGUGAAACAAGUCACCUUUUCUAAUGCAGUAUGAUGCAUGUUUGCAGCAGUGGUCUGCAGUGGCAGGUGCUUAGCUCAGACCCUCUAUCUUCUUUCAGCUUUUACAUUUAUUGUCUUAUUUGGAUGCGUUUCCUGCUUUGUGUGAGGAUGUUCAGCUUAUAUAGACACGGAGCCACAGAUUGGUUCACAGUUUACCUCCCAUCAUUCACUUCAAAGAUUAAUUUCAGGAUGGAAAUUUACCAGCAGCUACUCUAUGUAGAGAAAUCGGUCAGAAGAACAGAGACACAGGUUUAUCCACUUUAGAUGAAUUUAACAUGAUUAAUCAUCUUAAAACUUUCAAAACCACUGAAAUUAAGCAAUUCUGUAUUUUCUAUGUUUUUGGUUUUGGUUAUCAUGACAUGCUUAUGGAACAGGAUUUGAAUCUGAGGUGAGUCGAUAAAUUCCAGUUUAAGACCAGGUAAUCAAAUGAAAUCAUGGACUUUUCCUGUCUAGCAGGAAUCAGAAAGCCAAAUCAAGUUACAAGAUAUGCAAAAACACAAUGUGUCCAUGUUAACAAAAGAACUGGAGCGUGAAUCAAAGAGCAGGACCGAAUAUUCUGCUGUAAGAUGCAGCAACGACAGUGGUCUGACAGCUGCAAAUUAAAAAUGUGUUGAAAUGAGCUGAACUGAACAGGACUGACUCCUGAUGUCCUGCUUCAUGUGAAACGCUAAGAAACAGUGAGAUGGUUUAAUAAAAUGUUUAAGUAUUGUGUUGCAUUUUUGUG
This is a messenger RNA of Monopterus albus (swamp eel), 3635 nucleotides long. RefSeq names its product myelin regulatory factor like (gene myrfl). The record is from RefSeq and is a predicted model, not a curated record. The coding region runs from base 1 to 2805 and encodes 934 amino acids. Gene Ontology annotation, biological process: protein autoprocessing; positive regulation of DNA-templated transcription. Gene Ontology annotation, molecular function: DNA-binding transcription factor activity; sequence-specific DNA binding. Gene Ontology annotation, cellular component: endoplasmic reticulum membrane; nucleus. The transcript has 23 exons. NCBI's taxonomy places the organism in Eukaryota, Metazoa, Chordata, Actinopteri, Synbranchiformes, Synbranchidae.